GAUGUCAUUCUGAUUCUCGUUAAAUACCAGUCAAUAAUUCUUCCUUCUUCUUUAUCUCUUUUUUCCUUAUGUCGAAUACUCUAUUUGAAAUAUUUAGUAGCAACAAGAAUGCUACAAGCCCUGCUAUCAUCAUUCCAAAGUCAUGUGAUGUGCCUACUCAAGUCAACUACAAGCAGCUUUUAGAUAUUCUUUAUGACUUUUCUCGUAAAUUAGCUGCUCAAGUACCUGCUCAUGCCUUGGCUCCCGGAAGAUCUGUGUCUAUCAGCUACCCCAACUCACUUGAAUUUACUGUUGCAUUUUUAGCUUCCACAUUCAUGAACUUGGUCGCUUCUCCUUUGAACCCUGCAUACACUGAAGAUGAAUUCAACUUUUAUUUAGAAGACGCAAAGAGUUCCAUCAUGAUUUUACCCAAAGGCGCUUUGGAACAAAAGAACAACCCUGCUGUCUUGGCUGCGCGUAAACAAAACGCUAUCAUUGUAGAAGUUCACUGGAAUGGCAAAGAGAUUGAAGUAAAUGCCCAUGCUCCUCAAAACAACGAGCCUCAUCUCAAGAUUGAUCAGUUUACACCUAACUCCGAGAGUGUUGCUUUGUUGUUACACACAAGUGGUACAACCGGUAGACCUAAAGGCGUCCCUCUUACACACCUCAAUUUGUUGACAUCUAUUAAGAACAUUGUUAACACUUAUGAAUUGAACUCUAAGGAUCGCACUUUGCUUGUCAUGCCUCUUUUCCAUGUCCAUGGUCUUCAAUGUGGUUUGCUUGCUACUUUCUUAUCCGGUGGAGCUGCUGUCAUUCCUCGCAAGUUUAGUGCAUCCCAUUUCUGGCAAGAUUUCAAGGACAGCCAAUGCAAUUGGUACACUGCUGUCCCCACUAUUCACCAAAUCUUGCUUCGUCAUCCUCCUUCCGAAGUACCAAACAUUCGUUUCAUUCGCUCUUGCUCUUCUAGUUUGGCUCCUGCUACUUUGCAUGCACUUGAAAAGCAAUUCAAGGCUCCUGUUUUAGAAGCUUAUGCUAUGACAGAAGCCUCUCAUCAAAUGACUUCCAACCCUCUUCCUCACCGUGGCCCUCAUAAGCCUGGAUCUGUUGGUGUUGGACAAGGUGUGGAAGUUGCCAUUUUGGACGAAGAAGGUAAUCCUGCUGAAAUAGGUGAAGUUUGUAUUCGUGGUAAGAACGUCACGAAGGGAUACUUGAACAACCCUAAAGCAACAGCUGAAUCCUUCCACAAGAAUGGCUUUUUCCGUACAGGCGAUCAAGGUAAAAAGGAUAAAGACGGCUAUUUGAUCUUGACGGGUCGUAUCAAGGAAUUGAUUAACCGAGGUGGUGAAAAGAUUUCUCCUAUUGAAUUGGAUUCUAUUAUGUUGAGUCAUCCCAAAAUUGCUGAAGCCGUCAGUUUUGCCGUUCCUGAUGAAAUGUAUGGUCAAGAAGUACAUGCUGCUAUUGUGUUGAAGCAUGAUGUCAAGGACGACCCUAAAGCCAUUGAACGUGAAUUGACUGCUUAUUGCCAAUCCAAGAUGGCUAAAUUCAAAGUUCCCAAGAGAUUCUAUGUCACAGAUAUGAUGCCCAAAACAGCUACAGGCAAGAUCCAACGCCGUAAAGUCAGCGAAGCCUUUUAUAAAGGUUCUGCCAAGCCUCAAGCCAAAUUGUAAUUUCCAUGUAUUUG
This is a messenger RNA of Gilbertella persicaria, 1660 nucleotides long. RefSeq lists its product as uncharacterized. The record is from RefSeq and is a predicted model, not a curated record. The transcript is spliced from 2 exons. NCBI's taxonomy places the organism in Eukaryota, Fungi, Mucoromycota, Mucoromycetes, Mucorales, Choanephoraceae. Gene Ontology annotation, molecular function: medium-chain fatty acid-CoA ligase activity. Gene Ontology annotation, biological process: fatty acid metabolic process. Bases 69 to 1646 code for a protein of 525 amino acids.